AUGCAGGAGCCGUCAUCGGCAGACGAGGUGGUAGCAUCGGUGGAGCAGCCAGGGAACCGCCUCGAGGUCACCGAUCCUCUGGUAGGAGUAAAAGACAUCAACGAGAUCAUAGGAACGGCGAAGGUCAAGCUGAGUUUGGAACAAAUCGCGAACAAAGGACUCGCGGUAAAUUUACAUGUCCUCAAAGAUAACACAUUCGAAGGGGAUAUUAUUUUGGGAAGAGAGUUCUUGCAGCAACAGAAACUCACCUUGAUUUUCAAACCGUCGAGCCAAGGUGAGAAGGAGAGCGUUAGGUUGUUUGCCCAAUUGCCCUUGUAUAUCGAGUCGAAGUUUCCAGAGGCCUUAGAGGAAACACUAGAAAAUAAAGUCCGCGAUUUAGAAUACAGAGAUAGGCAACGGUUGAAGGACAUAAUAAUAGGCGUCCACAAAACAGAGUACGUACCGGUAGAGGACGACUAUGAAGUUCAGGUCCGGCUAAAAGACAACUCGACAUAUUCCUUCUCACCGAGGCGAUUUGCUUACGCGGAACGUCUACAAAUCAGGGCCAUCAUAGAUGACCUGCUGGCUCGCGGAAUCGUGAAAACUAGCACCUCCCCGUACUGUGCUAGGGUAGUGCCAGUCCGUAAGAGGAGCGGGCAAAUGCGACUCUGCGUCGACUUGAGACCGCUAAACGCACGAGUCGAGCGGCAACGAUACCCGUUCCCAGUUAUUGAAAAGUGCCUGGCCAGGUUAACCGACAGGUCCGUUUUCACACUCUUAGACCUAAAAGAUAGUUUUCACCAAAUUAGAGUACAUAAAGAUUCCACGAAAUACUUCGCGUUCGCGACGCCGGACGGGCAGUAUGAAUUUAACAGACUACCUUUUGGUUUUUGCGAAUCGCCCGCGGAGUUCCAGAAGCGGCUGGUGCAAAUACUUAACCCGCUUCUCCGCGACGAUAAGGUACUCGUGUACAUGGACGACGUGUUGAUAGCCUCGCGGUCGACCGAAGAGAAUCUUGAAGACGUCGAAACGGUCCUUUGGACUCUGAAAAAAUAUGGGUUCGAACUGAACUAUGAGAAGUGCCAGUUCUUGAGAAAACAAAUAGAAUUUUUAGGAUACGUAAUAUCCGCGGACGGAAUAACGUUAAGCCCGAGGCAUACCGAAGCGGUUAAAAAUUUCAGGCAACCACGCACGGUAUUAGAGGUUCAGAGAUUCCUCGGUUUAACCAAUUAUUUUAGGAGAUUUAUUAAGGGGUACGCGCAGAUUGCGAAGCCCAUACAAGAGUUAGUAAAAAAGGACGUACCAUUCGUUUUCGACGACCACUGUGUCGACGCGUUUCAAAAACUAAAGCGGGAGUUAACGUCACCCCCGGUGCUCCAAUUAUACAAUCCGGCCGCGCCGACGGAAUUGCAUACGGAUGCCUGUAGCACAGGCUUAGGAGGAAUUCUCCUGCAAAAGCAGAAGAACGGUUUAAGUUACCUAACUCACCGCCCAGGCAAGCGCAUGUCCCAUGUGGACGCCUUAAGUCGAUGUACGGCUUAUGUGCACGAGCUACCUCUCGAGCGGGAGUUAGAGCUGCGGCAGCUAACGGACCCUAAAAUUUUGGAGACAAGUAAAAAAUUAGAAAUCGGAGAGGAUAAAAAAUUCGAGUUAAUCAAUGACUUAGUUUAUAAGAAGGACGAGAACCAGAAACGCUUCGUGGUACCAGAUUCAAUGAUAGCCAGUUUAAUAAGAGCUCACCACGACGAGAUGGCUCACUGCGGAGCCGAAAAAACCAUCAUGGGCAUCUCGAAAAAUUUCUGGUUCCCGUCCAUGAGAAAAGUCGUCCACGAUUACGUGGGGAAUUGCCUCACAUGCGUGACGGCGAAUAGCGCCUCGAAUCGAUUCGAGGACGAGACUCAGCUCGUCCCCCUUCCCGAGGCGCCAAUGGGGUGCACGUGGACCACCUCGGGCCGUUGCCCGAGUCCGCCGACGGAUUCCGGCACAUAUUGGUGGCGACCAUCGGAGGUCGUGUCGGACCGAGGUACGGCAUUCACGUCGCGAGAUUUUAAGGAAUUCACAGAAACGCAACAAAUAAAGCAUCGGAAGGCGGCCGUAGCCGCCCCAUGGGCGAACGGCAUCGUAGAACGAGUAAAUAGGUUCAUUAAAACGUCGUUGAUUAAAUCCAUUGUAGAACCGGCCGAAUGGAAAACCCACCUCGGUAAAAUACAAUACAUUCUAAACAAUACUCAUCAUUCGAGCAUAAAAGCAACUCCGGUGAAGCUAAUGCUGGGAUUCGACCAACGCAAUCAUUCAGACUUCGCGCUUGCGCAGCUCACCAGUGCCCGACAUAAAAAACCUUCGGUAUACCGCGACGGCGAGUACGUGCUAAUAAAAAACGACCGGAAUAAACCCGGGGAAAGCGCGAAGAUAAAACCCGGUUACAAGGGCCCGUAUCAAAUAGCGAAGGUGUUAGGGCAUAACCGCUACGUAGUAAAAGACGUACCUGGAUUCAGCCUCACUCAAAAGCCCUUGAACACUAUCCUAUCGUCCGACCGGCUUAAGCCCUGGAUCAGGAUCGGCGACCCUGUACCGAAAAACGACGGAAAAUAG
Messenger RNA from Vollenhovia emeryi, 2571 nucleotides. RefSeq lists its product as uncharacterized. Bases 1 to 2571 code for a protein of 856 amino acids. The record is from RefSeq and is a predicted model, not a curated record. Gene Ontology annotation, biological process: DNA integration. Lineage: Eukaryota; Metazoa; Arthropoda; Insecta; Hymenoptera; Formicidae. Gene Ontology annotation, molecular function: nucleic acid binding. The transcript is spliced from 5 exons.